AUGGGGCCAUGGGAAGAAGUUACUUACUGCUUCGCCUCUGGCUGUGCGGCACUGCCCAUGCUGAUGAGCAUCAAAGCUGCAAUAGAGCAGAGGCAGUGCACCGGGGGCUGGAGUCGCAAGACUGAGAUCGAGCUAGGCAUGAAGUGCUGGUACCACUCAGUGUUCGCGUGCCCCAUCCUCCGCCAGCAGACUUCCCAUUCCAACCCUCCCAUCAAGCUUAUUCGUGGCCACGUCAUCUCCCGAGAUGCGUUCAACAAGCUCAUCAACGGAGGAAAGCUGAAGUGUCCCUACUGUCUCAUGGAGCAGAACCCAGCAGAUGGGAAACGCAUCGUAUUCUGA
This is a messenger RNA of Hippopotamus amphibius kiboko, 339 nucleotides long. RefSeq names its product E3 ubiquitin-protein transferase RMND5B-like. The transcript has 4 exons. The record is from RefSeq and is a predicted model, not a curated record. Bases 1 to 339 code for a protein of 112 amino acids. Lineage: Eukaryota; Metazoa; Chordata; Mammalia; Artiodactyla; Hippopotamidae. Gene Ontology annotation, molecular function: ubiquitin protein ligase activity. Gene Ontology annotation, cellular component: nucleus; GID complex; cytoplasm. Gene Ontology annotation, biological process: proteasome-mediated ubiquitin-dependent protein catabolic process.